AUGUCGGUUCAGUUGGGCGUCUCAGGGGAAACCCUGAUCCCCCAGUCGACUGGAUAUGGGAUGCUUAUUGGCUUAGGCAUUGGCUUUUGCGGCGUCAUUCUGGCAGCCGUGAAGGUCCAGAAGGCAUACUUGGCUGAAGACUCGGGCACUUCCGAGAUGUUCAUGGUCGCCAACCGAUCCGUUGGGACAGGGUUGACAGCGUCCGCGGUCUUCUCCUCAUGGAUGUGGAUCAACGAAACAGUCUUUUCGGCGGCAUUUUGCUACAAAUUCGGUUUGGCGGUUCCUUUUUGGUGGUCGACCGGCCUUUGCUUCCAGAUCGCUUUGAUGGCUGCUCUGGGUGUCUUGGCUAAGAUUCGCGUUCCGUAUGCCCAUACCUCGCUCGAGAUCAUUCGAAUGCGAUAUGGCUGGAUUGGUCAUGUUGUAUUCAUUAUCCUAAACAUCACGAACAACGUCUUCGGCUGUGCAGGUAUGAUUCUCACGGGCUCGCAGCUCAUCUAUGGGAUUUCUGGUAUGCAUUUCGUCGCUGCCACAAUCCUCAUUCCACUUGGAGUUGUAUUGUAUACGGCUGUCGGUGGACUCAAAGCCACUUUUAUCACCGACUACCUGCACACCCUCAUUGCUCUGAUUCUCAUCAUCUACUUUACUCUCAAAGUCCUCACCCACGAUGCCGUCGGGGGACUUGGUGGCCUUUAUGACAAGGUUAUGGCUACGGCGUCAGAGAAUAUGAUUGACGGCAAUUACCAAGGAUCUCUUCUCACGAUGAAGUCCAAGGAUGCUAUCAUCUGGGGUUUGAUCUUGAAAUUUGGAAAUUUGGCACUUGUGGUCAUGGACACCGCCUUCUGGCAAAAGUCGUUUGCAACUGAAGUGAAUGCGACCGUCCCCGGAUACAACUUGGCUGCAGUGGCUAUCUUCGGUAUCCCAUGGGGUCUCGGUACCGUCAUUGGCCUCGCUGCAAGAGCGCUGCACAACACUCCAAUUUGGCCUGCUUAUCCACAAGAGUUCACCAUGGCACAAGUCAAUGCCGGAUUGGUUAUGCCGUACACUGUCAAAGCUUUGAUCGGAGAUCAGGGUAUCGACGCCUUUCUCGUCCUGGUCUUCAUGGCACUGACCAGCACGGUCUCGUCGUCAAUGAUUGCGGUUAGCAGUAUCUUGUCAUUCGAUGUCUACAAAACCUACAUCAACCCGAAAGCGUCUGAUAAGAAGCUGGUUCACGUCAGUCAUUUGACUGUUGUCUUCCACGCGUUGUUCAUCACUGCCAUUUCUCUUGCUUUGAACUACGGAGGAGCAGACAUGACAUGGAUCGGUUAUUUCCGCCCUAUCCUUUCUUGCCCGGGCAUUAUUCCGUUGGGAUUGACUCUUUGCUGGUCGGGACAGACGCGUCUUGCAGCAAUUGCGUCCCCGAUUCUCGGCUUUCUUACCGGCUUGGGGAUAUGGCUUGGUACUGCCCACGUCAUAUACGGCGAGAUCACUAUGAAGUCAACGGAAGGCAGCCUGCCGGCUUUGUACGGAGCCAUCGGCUCUUUCUUCUCUCCCGCACUGUACUCGGUCCUCAUUUCUCAGUAUAAACCCGAGAAAUUUGACUGGAGAAGAUUUCUGCUUGUCGAACUUGCAGAAGAAAUUCAGCUAAAGCAAAGUUCGAAAGCUGAGAAGGACGUUGAAGAUGGAAACAAUUCUUCAACUUCAGAAGGACCGAGGCCUGUCUCAUCUGUGCUGAGACCUGAGAAGACAUCAGACCCAGAGCGACAAGCAACUCCUGCAGAGGAUCAGAAGGCAUUGUCCACGAUCUUAUCCAAGGACAUAGCCUCGGCGGGUGCUGUGAACCUCGACGAUGUUCGCCAUCCAUUCGACGAGGACACCAUCAAGCUGCUUUACAAGUGGUACCGCAUUGCCUGGAUUAUGUUCAUCGGUAUUGUACUUGUCACAUUUAUUCUGUGGCCAAUGCCGCUUUACCGCGACUACAUCUUUGAGAAGACUUUCUUCAAGAGCUGGACAACGGUGGCGAUAAUUUGGCAGUUCUUCGCUUUCAUGGCCGUGGUCGUUUACCCUCUUUACGAUGGACGCUAUGAGAUCGCCAGGGGCGCAAAAGGUGUUUGGCACUCGGGCAAGAGUCUUCUUAUAAAGAAGAAUUGA
Messenger RNA from Colletotrichum karsti, 2130 nucleotides. RefSeq lists its product as uncharacterized. NCBI's taxonomy places the organism in Eukaryota, Fungi, Ascomycota, Sordariomycetes, Glomerellales, Glomerellaceae. The transcript is spliced from 4 exons. Bases 1 to 2130 code for a protein of 709 amino acids. Gene Ontology annotation, molecular function: urea transmembrane transporter activity. Gene Ontology annotation, cellular component: plasma membrane. The record is from RefSeq and is a predicted model, not a curated record. Gene Ontology annotation, biological process: urea transmembrane transport.